This is a messenger RNA of Dermochelys coriacea (leatherback sea turtle), 3060 nucleotides long. RefSeq names its product myosin light chain 5 (gene MYL5). Gene Ontology annotation, cellular component: cytoplasm. The coding region runs from base 1948 to 2469 and encodes 173 amino acids. The record is from RefSeq and is a predicted model, not a curated record. Gene Ontology annotation, molecular function: calcium ion binding. Lineage: Eukaryota; Metazoa; Chordata; Testudines; Dermochelyidae. The transcript has 7 exons.
AUGGACUAUUGAUCUGUUACUGUAUGACAAUACCUGUGUUCCUCACAAUGUACACAGCUUAGAAUGUCUUGUUAUAAACUGUACCCUGGAUGUACUGCAACUUUGGUAAAAUUCAACUUGUGUUUUUCUCCUAUGCUCUUGAGAGGCAAUCCUCAGUCCAUGAACCAGCCUGAACAGCUGGCUAAGGCUGUAGGGGAGUCAUGGUGGGAAAAGGGAAGCUUGUCCCUAUCCCAAGUCUGCAGAGCUGCUAGGGGAGGCUACUUCAGCCCUCCUCGAGACAAGAGCAGUGGAGCAUACACACAGAAACCAAUCCUGUCACCCCACCACCCUCAAGACAUCCCACUCUGAGUGAUCGUGUAUGUGAAGCCUUUAGCUGACUCAAUUCCACAAGAGAAAUCCAUGGUCUUUAGAAUCCACCCCCUCUAUGGAACAAUGGAACUGCACUGCCACAGAGGCAGGGACCUGAUUCACUACUCGCAAAACAUGAGAAAUACUAAUAUUCCCAGUACUGCUUUUAAAACCUACUGACAAAAUAUUUAAUAGCGCUAUAUAGCUUUACUGAUAUCUUGAGAACAGAGCACUAUUCUUUAUUCUCCAAUAAAUAUCAAUACUAAGUUUCCAGUAAAAAUAAAGUUACUGGCAAAAUUAGGCAAAGGUCAAGUUAUGUAUAAAAAUAUCCCCCAAAGCACCCACUGUCGUGAGAGGACAUGGAUAACUCUCUAACCAGUAAUUUAAUUAUUUCUCUCACUUUUAGAUAUUUGCAUGCAUAGAGUUGAUCCACUAUUUUGAUUUCCAGAGUGUAUUUGAAUGCUAACUAAUGAUAAUAUAAAAUGAAAUUCAUUUAAUUAACUGACAUUUCACAGGUAAUUUCACAGGCUUAGUUCACUCAAAAACCUUGGAUAUGUGAAUUGUAUUUAUCUUUUAUGAAAGGAUCAGUUCAGUUACAGUCAUGAUUCUUUUAUUUCUCACUUUAAAGCUGUUUCACAAAACAUACUAAAAUUUCAUGGAGCUAUGACUGAUAUUGUCAGAGCAUGUUUUUUAAUGAUGACAGUACUACAUUUUUGAGCACCGAGGGUAGUGCUGAAAAUUAAGUUAUAUAGUUUACAUUUAGUUAUAGUUUUGAAUGUCUUAAGAUCAUUUUUAUAUUUGUGUGUUGUACAUUUGUACAAUUGGUAUGUAUUUUGUAUAUCAAUAUGUUAGUUAUAUAAUGGGAGCGGCCCCUUCAAAAAUAUGAUUGGAGCAGGUGGAAUGGGCUCUUGGAGGGACACGUGAGCAUUGUGUGCUCUGUGUCGAGAGGUCUGCAUGUAAGUUGGUAGGAGGGAAGGCUUAAUUUGCAGGAAACUCCUCCAUCAAAAAGUCAGAAUGCAAACAACAAUUAAGUUCUUCAAAAAUAAAAGUCCUCAUUGAAGGUGUAUGGCAUGACAUGAUUAUUUGUUUCUGAUCGCACCCGCAGCAACUUGCUGUAUCUGUAAAUAAACCGUUCAAAAGAUAAGGAAUGCAAUAGAUCUGAAGGAGGAAAAAGGUAACAUUUUUCCAAAAUAAUUAUUUUUAAAGUCUUUUAAAUCCCAUGCCUCUGCAGUUAAGAGAGACAUACAUUUAGGAGAAUCCAGAGAAAUUUACUAUUACUGAGUACAGCUGCUAUGCAGUGUUAUGUAUAGUAACAUCAUAGUGUGCUACCAUCACUAUUUUAGCUCAUCACCGGUAAUCUAGACAGCAGAUCACUUAAGGAGAUUUCAAGUAUAAGCAACAGUUGUUUAUCCACUAGAGACCAGGGGAUAUGUUGGAAGUCUGUCCAUGUAUGGAGCAAGUCUUGUGAGCCAGAAGUUUGACAUCUCCUUUGGGACAUGCUAACUGCAAAGAUUAGCCCCGCCUCUCCCUAGGAGAGGCACUUUAUAAAGUAAGAUUCCCAAAGACAGCAAGGCACAGCAGUAAUACUCUCCAGUAACCAUGGCUAGCAGAAAAACUAAAAAGAAGGAAGGUGGUGCCAAACGUGCUCAGAGAGCAUCUUCUAAUGUCUUCUCCAACUUCGAGCAGACACAGAUCCAAGAAUUUAAGGAAGCUUUCACAUUAAUUGAUCAGAACAGAGAUGGAUUCAUAGAUAAAGAAGACUUGAAAGACAUCUAUGCUUCUUUGGGUAAAACAAAUAUAAAAGAUGAGGAGCUAGAAUCCAUGCUCAAGGAAGCCACUGGACCCAUUAAUUUCACAAUGUUUUUGAAUCUCUUUGGAGCAAAGUUACUUGGUAUGGAUGGGGAAGAGACCAUACUAAAUGCAUUCAAAAUGUUUGAUCCAGAUGGUAAAGGACACAUUCACAAAGACUACUUAAAACACAUGAUGAUGACACAGGCUGACAAAUUCACUGCUGAAGAGAUAGACCAGAUGUUCAAGAGUUCCCCUAUUGAUGCAGCAGGAAACUUGGAUUAUAAGUCGUUCUGCUACACUAUCACACAUGGAGAAGAAAAGGAAGAAUAAAGAGCGCACACUUGUUAGUUGCAUUAAAUUCUCACACUGGGUUAAUAAAUAAAAAUCAAACUUUUUUUUUUUUUUACGCAGCUGAAGUGAUGACUCAGUUACCCAUUGCUCAUGCAAUUUAAAAAUAGCUAUGUCCUAGUCUCCAUUAUUUUGGAGGGCCUAAGGUGAAAACUGCAUCUUUUACCAUGCUUUUUCAUAGCAAGAGUUUGUUUUUGAGAUAACUCCAUUCUCCUUAGCCCACUGCAGACAUUUCAUUUCAAAGUUAUGCCAGGCAAAGUAAAACAGAGAAAGACGGGCUAGCCGAUUGUUUGCAUUUUCUAAGAACCUAUCACUAGAUAGCUAUUAAUGGCACCUGCCUCUUGUACACUGCGAUAGGUAAUUAUAAAAGUAGCCAUCAUUGUGGGAUCACAGUUGCAUUACACUGAAGAGAGAGAACAUUUGCAGAGGUCAUUCACACAUUUGCUUGUUCCAGGCUGACUACUCAACUUUAGGGGCAAAAGAUGUUCUCUGGAGCAGUCAGUAUUGCCAGUGCCACAACUUUCAUCUUCCCCAAAAAUGAACACACAAUCCUACUUGUAAGGAUUUUCACUU